AUGGCUCCUACAUCAUCCUUCAUCUUCGUGUUGGUUAGAAAAAGAUUCUGGUUGAUCCAGAUCAGCGAUAGCGAUCUCUUUGUAUCACCCCACUACUUCCGCGAUCAUACAGAGCCUACCAGACUACGCCGUGUGUUCGGGUGUACGGGUCAAGAUACAGCUCACCAUGAGCUGUUAUGGGGUCGGUUCACACAGUUGGCGCCAUAUGGCAAGAAAAUCUGGGUAUAUUGUGGCUUCUUCGAACAAGAGCUGGCUGAGGAUAUGAUGAGUGCCACGGGCGAAAGCACGUGUAGUCACCGACAAGCGGAUAUUAAGAGAGGCAUGGGAUAG
Molecule: messenger RNA, 330 nt
Organism: Aspergillus luchuensis
Lineage: Eukaryota; Fungi; Ascomycota; Eurotiomycetes; Eurotiales; Aspergillaceae
Exons: 1
Coding region: 1-330 (109 amino acids)
Source: RefSeq, a predicted model, not a curated record